ACACACACACACCCUCUCACCCUUGUUGUUGUUGUUGUUGUUGUUGUUGUUGUUGUUGUUGUGUGUCUCGCGACGGCAUGCGACUCCUGUCGGUGGUGGGCACGUUUCUUCUGACAGUGAGUGGUUUCGUACCCGUUCGUGCCCUCCUACCCUUGAUCAAAAGGUCGUGUGGACCCCGGGUGCUACCGGUGACCCGAUUCCACGACAAACCCCCCGACGGACGGGACCAUCGCGUCCAUUACAACACUAGCAACAGCCACCACUCUUGCAGAACUUCACCACACCAUUCCCACCUUUACCACAGCAAUACCGACACCAACCGUACCGACGUUGCCCCGACACGCCGUAUGAAAUCGCUGGCACCUCGACCCCGAUCCGUCGUCUACAUGGCCGUGGCCAUGGCGUUGCACUUUGGAGGCUACGAAUUCCUCCGCAAUUCCUGUCUCGCACUCUUUACCUCCUCCCACGUUGGUUUCCACAACCCCGCAGCCUUUCCCCUCGCCAACGCACUCGUAUCGCCCUUUGCCGUCCUACUGCUCCUCGCCUACAGUCGACAACUCGCUCGCUACGGACCCCGGAUCGCUCUCUGCCGAUCCACCGCCGCAUCGGUGCUAUGGAUCGCUACGGCGGCCACGGCACUCCGAAUCACUCCCUUACUCGGAACCAUCGGAAAACCCAUAGGCCAAGCUCUCAUAUUACUCACGUUUCUCUUCCAAAGCUCCUACCAAUACCUCCUCUACACGCAACACUGGAGUUUCGUCGGAUCCGUACUCACACCGGACGAAGCCUCCCGGUGGUUCCCCGUACUCGCCGGUGCCUCCAGCAUCGUUUGUACCUUGACGGGAUCGGCUAUACCCUAUCUUGUUCCCCGAAUCGGACUUCUCGGUCUCAUGGCUGCCACCGCGUUUACCCUCACCAUUGCGUUAUUCUCGGGUGACCGGGCAUACCAUCUCGCCCAGCGAUACGGCUUUGAUCCUUCCCCACCCAUCCAAGCCAGCACGGCACCAGCUCCCAAUGUACGUCAGUCGCCCAACGAUACCGAACCGACGUCUCUGGCGACCCACGGACGCCUCCAACAAGCCAUCGACCUCUUUCGUCGUGUCCCGACCCUCCGCGCCCUCUUUCUCGAAGUAUUGUCCUUCCAAUCGCUCAAUACUAUUCUACAAAUUGCUCUAGUCCGGACGCUCAAAACAGAAAUUCCCGACGAUGUCGCACGCUCGGCCUACACGGGUCGACUCUACGCCGUCGUCAACGCGUGUUCCGCCCUCUUCCAAUUCGGCGUCUUUCCCUUUGUACUCCGCCGCCUCGAGCCACGGUGGAUUUGGCGCGCCCUCCCGUGGGGCUCCUGGCUCCUCAGCCUCCGCUUGGUGGGGAGGGCCACCUCUUUGACCGGCGUGGCCACCGCCGUGGUCGUUGCCAAAGUCACGGACUACGCCGUCCGGUCGGUCGUCUAUCCCAUGGCCUACCAGCCGUUGGACUACCAUAGUCGUUACGUUGGCAAGGAAGUCAUCGGUGUCUUUGGGUCACGGACUGGCAAAUCCGGCGUCUCGCUCCUGUACGUAGAGAGCGUCUUUGUGUAUAUAUACAUACAUGCAUGCAUGUGUCGUGUACCGAAUUUAUGUUCUCACCAAUGCACUCGUUGGCUUGCCUUGCGGGACAGGUUAUCGUCGUUGACGAUGUUGGGAUGCACCGGACUGCCCCAACUCAAUCAACUGGCCCUCGUUGCCGCGAGUUUGUGGAUGGCCUCGACCGUUUGGUUGAGUCGGUUGAUCCCUACACAGGCCGAUGCCCAGGCCCGGGUCGAGCAACGUCAACAAACGCAAAAAGCGCAACAAGGAGGUCAACCGACCACCGCUGGCCGCAUCAAACUAGAAUAG
This is a messenger RNA of Phaeodactylum tricornutum CCAP 1055/1, 1877 nucleotides long. RefSeq names its product nucleotide transporter 6 (gene NTT6). The record is from RefSeq and is a predicted model, not a curated record. Gene Ontology annotation, biological process: nucleotide transport. NCBI's taxonomy places the organism in Eukaryota, Bacillariophyta, Bacillariophyceae, Surirellales, Neidiaceae. The transcript has a single exon. Gene Ontology annotation, molecular function: ATP:ADP antiporter activity. Gene Ontology annotation, cellular component: membrane. The coding region runs from base 78 to 1877 and encodes 599 amino acids.